This is a messenger RNA of Penicillium taxi, 1404 nucleotides long. RefSeq names its product DUF1479 domain-containing protein. The record is from RefSeq and is a predicted model, not a curated record. The transcript is spliced from 2 exons. The coding region runs from base 1 to 1404 and encodes 467 amino acids. Lineage: Eukaryota; Fungi; Ascomycota; Eurotiomycetes; Eurotiales; Aspergillaceae.
AUGUCGAAAACAGCUACCAAAGCGGCAGUUGCCGUCCAAACCAAGGCUGCGGGUGAUAUCUCAUCGGUUUUCCCCAGUCUCAGACCGGACUACCAACCUGAACCACUUUCAUCUCGCUUCCGCGAUCUGAAAUUAGGGUUAUUCGAGAAGAAUGAGAAAGCUUUGACAGAUAGUUGGAAAAGGCUGUUACCCAGCCUGCAAAAUGAAGUGGCACAAAUCAAGUCGAAAGGCAGUGAUAUCAUUCCUUCUGUGGAAUACGCCGACAUCGUGUCGGGAAAUGUCACGGAAGAAACUCUUAAAGAGAUCCGUCAUCGCGGCUCAGUCGUGAUUCGUAACGUGAUUCCCCGAGAGCAAUCCCUGGAGUACAAACAGCGAAUCCGGGAGUACAUCGCUGCGAACCAAGAGCGUGUCAAGGCAUUCCCGGCUGACACGCCUACCGUUUAUGAACUUUACUGGACACCAGCUCAGGCAGAAGCUCGCGCACAUCCCAACAUGCUUGAAACCCAGCGCUUUCUGCAGCACCUGUGGUAUUCAUCGGACCCAAACUCGAAAUUUUCGAGAUCCAAUCCACUCAGCUAUAGUGACCGGCUGCGAAUCAGAAACCCCGGUGAUGCCAAGUUCACCCUCGGUCCUCACGCUGAUGGUGGCUCGUUGGAGCGCUGGGAAGACCUAGAGUACUCCAAUGUCUAUUCCAAGAUCCUCGAGGGAAAAUGGGAGGACUACGAUGCAUGGGAUGCAAAGCACCGAUUGUCUGCAAAGAUGGAUCUUUAUAACGGCGCAGGUUCUUGCUCGAUGCUACGUUUCUUCCAGGGCUGGCUCUCUAUGUCGGAUACCGGACCUGGCGAGGGUUCUCUACAUGUUUGCCCCAUGAUCAAGCACAGCACGGCAUACACGAUUUUGCGACCUUUCUUCGACGUUGAGAGUCAGAAGCCAAAGAUGGACGCUACAUUCCCCGGCUCUGUACCAGGUGCUUGUCAGGAGUAUAACCCGGUGACACAUCCUGAGCUGGAACUCGAGACGACUAUGGUUUCUAUCCCAUAUGUCCAACCGGGAGAUUUCGUUGCCUGGCAUUGUGAUUCCCUGCACUCUGUCGACAAAGAACACCGUGGUAAGGGUGAUUCCAGCGUGAUGUAUAUUCCUGCCACCCCUCUGUGUGACAUGAACGUCGAGUAUUUGCUUAAGCAACGUAAGGCUGCUCUGGAGUACUCGCCUCCAUGGGAUUUCCCCGGUGCUGGUAGUGUUGGUGAGUUUGGAUUCAAGGGGGCUACAGACUGGUCUGCAUUGAAUAUUGACGGAAAACGCGCCAUGGGUAUGGGCGAUUCACCGUGGGAAAUCACUCAUGAAAUGAGCGAGGGUGAGAAGGCCGCUAUUCGGUCUGCUAAUGCCGCGUGCUUUGAUGAAUGA